GAACCGGAUUUAUUAUAUCCGGAUGAAACGAAGGAACCGGAUUUAUUAUAUCCGGAUGAAACGAAGGAAUCCGGAUUUAUUGUAUCUAAUCCGGAUUUAAAAUAUAAAUCCGGUUCUAACCUCUAA
Funneliformis caledonium is the source of this 126-nucleotide messenger RNA. NCBI's taxonomy places the organism in Eukaryota, Fungi, Glomeromycota, Glomeromycetes, Glomerales, Glomeraceae. The record is from the annotation of a GenBank genome assembly.